This is a messenger RNA of Marasmius oreades (fairy-ring Marasmius), 381 nucleotides long. RefSeq lists its product as uncharacterized. Bases 1 to 381 code for a protein of 126 amino acids. The transcript is spliced from 3 exons. Lineage: Eukaryota; Fungi; Basidiomycota; Agaricomycetes; Agaricales; Marasmiaceae. The record is from RefSeq and is a predicted model, not a curated record.
AUGGUCGUCUAUCGUUCUAUCGCUUCCAAGUAUUUGAAACGACGACAAAAAGGAUAUCAGCGGGAGGAAGCGGGUUGGAUCUACUUGGUUAAGGGAAAGUGGAAUGGGGAAGAAUUUUUGAAGAUUGGACGUUCGAUUAACGUUUCGAGACGGUUGAAGGAGCACAAAAGGUGUAAGAUCAAUGAUUGGACUGUCUUAGGGAAAUGGUGGGUCCCUCUAAGCCAUAGAACUGAGGCCCUAAUCCAUCUCAGCAUGCGAUUGUUAGGGUUUAGGAAAGCGGGUCAGCGAUGUCGUUGUGGCAUAUCUCAUCGAGAGAGGUUCGUCUUCAACGCCAGAGGAGGCGAAAGGUUGGCUAGAUCAUUAAUCUACCUGCAUCUCUAA